AUGUUGCCACGAACCACUUACUCCAACGAGAUGCAGGAGCGCACCAGAACCGAGCGCAACUUUGUGAAAACGGACAAGCUUAAUGAUAUUUUGUCCUAUCUUGGUUCAAGGAACCCGUUGCCGCGCAAUGUCUCGGCCACGGACACGGUGUGGCUUCUAGACAACACGGCAUAUCGCAACAGCAAGACGGGCAAAUGGGAGGCCGAGUUCGUGUCGGCAGUAUUUGCGAAAGACUGUUCUAGCUCGAUAAUUGAUGCCGUUUCUACUGUCGCAAAGGAGAUUGGACUCGCGGAAGGCGAUCCAGGACACCUGACAAUUGGAGAACGCAUUAACCCUUUUCUCCAAGAUAUUCGACCCGGGACAAAAGUCAACGCUUUACAUCAACCCAAUGAUUACAAGCUUAUUCUUGGCCCUGGAGGGAGGAAUGGUAUCAGCAACGACGUCAAAAAGCUCCCAGAUAGGACAAAUGUUGAUGAACUGGGCUAUACCAUUGCUCAGGUACCAAAGGAUGCUGAGGGCUUAAAGGAAAUGAAAACCUUCUAUGCAGAACCUGAAGGAUGGGGAGUUAUAUCCGACAUCGAUGACACGAUCAAGGUCACCAUGACUUCUGAUCCUAUUGGUAUUCUGCGCUCAACCUUCGUAGACAAGCCAACACCUUGCACAGGAAUGCCAGAACUCUAUGCGUAUUUGCAGUCGCAUAUUCCGAGGAACUCGCCAUUUUUCUAUCUUUCUGCGUCACCAUAUAACCUGUACCCGUUCUUGCGAGAAUUCAGAACAAAGUAUUACCCCCACGGCACAAUCAUUUUACGCGACUCGAGCUGGAUGAGCCUCCCUGGCCUCCUCUCGCAACUCACCUUGGCAACUGGAGAGUACAAGGUCGACCGGAUGAAGAGGAUUCACUCUUGGUUACCGCAAAAGAAGAUGAUAUGCAUUGGCGACUCAACUCAGGCAGAUCCCGAAUCAUAUGGUGAGAUUUAUCGAGCGUUUCCUGGCUGGGUCAUGGUCAUUCUCAUUCGCAAGGUCACCGACAUUGCCGCGAUUGGCAUCGAAGCCAAGAACGAGCCGGAGAGAUUUGAAAAGGCUUUCAAAGGUGUGCCGCGUGAAAAGUGGCAUGUUUUCGAACAUCCGGCGGAAUGCAGGUCUAUUCUUCAGAAGCCUUAUCCAUACGCUCUCACACACUUUGCUACACGUUGGAGGAUUCACUCUCAUUCAGAGUUCAUGCCAGCUUCUAAGCGCCAAAAGUCAUCCAAGGAUGUCCCUUAUGAGCUGAUCUACUGGCCCGGUAUUCCUGGCCGCGGAGAGCACGUUCGCCUUGCACUCGAGGAAGCAGGAGCCACAUAUACGGACACAGCACGUCUCAAGGAUGGCAUGGAUGUCCUGACGGCACAGAUUGGCGCCAAGAAUUUGGGAGAUGAUCAAAACCCGCCUCCACUUGCUCCGCCCAUACUCAAGCAUGGAGAGCUGAUCAUUGGUCAAACAUCCAACAUUCUGCUCUAUCUUGCGCCUCGAUUAAACCUGGCUCCUUCUGUGGAAGACGAUGAGGACGGAUUGUACAAAGUGAACCAGCUGGUCUUGACCGCGCUAGACGGUCUGAGUAACGAGGUCCAUGACUGCCACCACCCUAUCGCAACGGGACUAUACUAUGAGGACCAAAAAGAGGAGAGUUUACGUAAGAGCAAGGACUUUGUGAAAAAUCGCCUUCCCAAGUUCCUCGGCUACUUUGAAAGAGUCCUCAAAGGAGAGGCUAGUGGUGAAGGUCCCUGGCUCUAUGGUGGAAAGCUUUCGAUCGCAGAUUUGGUGCUGUUCCAGUGUAUCGAUGGAACCAAGUUCGCUUUCCAUAAGGCCAUGGCAGCGGCUGAGAAGGGUGGCAAGUAUGAGAAUGUGUUCAAGCUAUACGAAGCAGUCAAGGGACGACCUCACAUCCAGGAUUAUCUAGCGAGUGAUCGGCGCCAGGAGUACUCCAUGGGUAUCUACAGAUACUACGAAGAGCUCGACGUGACGGAGUAA
Truncatella angustata is the source of this 2007-nucleotide messenger RNA. RefSeq lists its product as uncharacterized. The transcript has 7 exons. The coding region runs from base 1 to 2007 and encodes 668 amino acids. Gene Ontology annotation, cellular component: actin cortical patch. Gene Ontology annotation, molecular function: phosphatidate phosphatase activity. The record is from RefSeq and is a predicted model, not a curated record. NCBI's taxonomy places the organism in Eukaryota, Fungi, Ascomycota, Sordariomycetes, Amphisphaeriales, Sporocadaceae.